Messenger RNA from Dicentrarchus labrax (European seabass), 7557 nucleotides. It is a transcript of the gene kcnk9, whose product is annotated as potassium channel, subfamily K, member 9. The transcript has 2 exons. Gene Ontology annotation, cellular component: membrane. Bases 1779 to 3266 code for a protein of 495 amino acids. Gene Ontology annotation, molecular function: potassium ion leak channel activity. Gene Ontology annotation, biological process: potassium ion transmembrane transport; stabilization of membrane potential. Lineage: Eukaryota; Metazoa; Chordata; Actinopteri; Moronidae. The record is from RefSeq and is a predicted model, not a curated record.
UGAAAAUGUUUUGAGAUGUUUAAAGAGAAAAAAAGAAUAAUUGUUGAACUCAAAUUGUAAAUUUGUGGCUGCAUCCAUUUCUUUUGCAUACAGUGCAAUGUUUCAUUGACGUAUAAUUAAAACAAUUCCAGUUAGAUACACUGAAUAGAAUCCAAAUAAGAAAUAACACUCCAAUAAAACAUCUUAGACUAUAAUAAUGAUUAAUAAACCAACCAAUCAUUUUUCUGUCUCAAGUGAAAAAGUAAAUUAAUAGGUUUUGGGGCCUGAGAAUCAGAUCAUAAUCAGGUGUUACCUUAAGGCCCUUAUCACUUCACUUUCUGUUGUGCUUCACUGUAUUAGAAAAUAAUAAAAUCAGCACAAUAUACUUGUUACACUGUGAACCUGGAGCCUUUGGGGCCCUUGGCCAGGGUUUGGGAGUAGCUGCCUGCUCAGCCCAGGUGGUAAUCCAGCCUUGUUUCUUCAGGCUGGACUGUCUGUAAAAAUGUGUGUGUAUUCCUCCCUGUAGCAGGAGAAGUGUCUCUAUGAUCCCUCAAACUGUGUGUGCGCAGUAACUUGGACUGUAUCGCGCGCAGCAGUGCAUCGGUCUGUCCGCCUUCAGCACCACGGACAGCGCAGCAGCCUGCGCGGCUCAUCCCGGACUGGAGCGCAGAUUUCCCACUGAAAGCACUGAUGUGACCAUCUGAGUGAACCCUCUCUGUCCAUACAAUGAGUAGGAGUGGUCACUGUGGGAGGGGUCGCGCGGUGUGAGGGGGGCGGGGGGCAGUCAGUUGCGCCCCAGCAGAGAAAGCUUCCUAGAGUAAGAGGCAGAUCCUCAGGCCAAGAUUUGGAUGAUUCGUGACACUUGGAAACAGAGAAAAACACAGAGACAGGAGGAGCAACGCCCACCGAUUAGAGUCUGGAGUGUGUGGAGACAUAAAAUGUGGAGCCUUCAAAAUACGAACAGUUCGUAACACGCAUGGUUAAACUCAGAGGCCCCCGCACGACGAGGGAAAACUCAUGUAUAUAUUUUAUCUUUCCAUUAUCCAAAAGCAGCUCUGACUGAUCAGCAGACAGUGCGGGAGAGGGGGUUUGGACGUGCGCAACGGAGCAUGAGUGCCACUGCGGGCACGGAGCGCGCUGAAGCCUUUUAUGAAUGUUGUUUGUUUCUCUAAAGUAUCUUCUUUCUCAUGCGCUCCAUCCUCUACACAGUCUGAGACAAAUGUAUACGUUUGGGAAAACUCUUGGCAAUGGAACCUGUUGUCGGCGAUGAUUUGUUGGAAUAUUCUUUUAUUCCUGUAACAAGUGGUGAGUUGAUCCUGGAGCAAAGCAGCUGAAAAGGGAAAAAAAAGGCUGUGAGAUGUUUCAUGUGGUGAUCUGCGCACUGUGAGAGCAACAUUUCCCAACUUGAUGUCCCUCUGCGAUACUCUGUGACCCUCCCGUCUUAUCGACGACUCAGCACAUUUGUGAUUAGGAUGUCCUCUGUUUGCGAGGAUGAUUUAAGGAUUUCACAGAGAUGGGUUUUUUUGUAUGUGGGGAAUGGCUGCUAAAAAUAUCCCGCCUGCUGAUGAGGUUACAAUGAACAGGUUGGUGUUCAGCUGAAACUUAGAGACAUGCGGAAAGAUGCUCAGUUAUAGGACAUUUUAAAUCUUUAUCACAGACAAAGUGAGAGGGAAGCAUCAAAGAACAGAAAGAAAGGAUCCGUCAGCGAUCAUUUAUUUGGCUGGAAGAAUUAAUUUACACCAGUACAGUUCACUUGAGGAGAACAGAGACCAACAGGCGAUCUUGGAAGCAGCUUGUUGAUGGCACUGCGCACCGGGAGGACUUGGUUUGGGCAGGUCUUGCGCAGGGUCUUUCGGCUGCAGGGCUCCUGGUCCAGGCGAUCGAGCAGUCUCUUGUGUCUCUCCGCAAACCAGGAGCAGGAUCUGGGCUUCUGUCACCGGUAUCACAACAAGGCGGGGGGGUUCAACCGCUGCUCCGACUCCGGCGGCCACCGUCACCGGUGCGCACCUUUCUGCGCCUCCGCCUCCAGGCGCUGUCCACACGGCUUCCCCCACGCUUGCUGCGCCUUCCCGGGGAAUCCGAGGGGACAUGAGCCCCUCGGUCGCCGGUUCCUGUUGGCCAUGAAGCGGCAAAACGUGCGGACCUUGUCCCUGAUCAUUUGCACGUUCACAUACCUGCUCGUCGGGGCCGCUGUCUUUGACGCCCUGGAGUCCGACUUCGAGAUGCGGGAAAAGGAGCAGCUGGAAGCCGAGGAGAAGCGUCUCCAGGGGAAAUAUAACAUCAGCGAGGAUGAUUACCGCAAACUGGAAACCAUCAUCAUGGAGGCAGAGCCCCACAGAGCCGGGGUGCAGUGGAAAUUCGCAGGGUCAUUUUACUUUGCCAUCACGGUUAUAACCACCAUAGGCUAUGGGCAUGCAGCGCCGGGGACCGACGCCGGGAAGGCCUUUUGCAUGUUUUAUGCCGUCCUGGGAAUCCCUUUGACUCUUGUCAUGUUUCAAAGUCUGGGCGAGAGGAUGAACACUUUUGUCAAGUACCUCCUGAAGCGUAUCAAGAAGUGCUGUGGCAUGAGCAUCACUGACGUGUCCAUGGAGAACAUGGUGACGGUAGGAUUCUUCUCCUGCGUCGGCACGCUGUGCAUCGGGGCUGCUGCCUUCUCCCAUUACGAGGACUGGAGCUUCUUCCAAUCCUAUUAUUACUGCUUCAUCACAUUAACAACUAUAGGCUUUGGGGACUUUGUGGCCCUUCAAAAGAACCGGGCCCUCCAGAAGAAGCCCCUGUAUGUGGCCUUUAGCUUCAUGUAUAUCCUGGUGGGCUUAACGGUCAUCGGAGCCUUCCUCAACCUGGUGGUGCUCCGCUUCCUGACUAUGAACAGCGAGGACGAGCGUCGGGAUGCCGAGGAACGGGCCUCCCUAGCUGGCAACCGAAACAGCAUGAUCAUCCACAUCCAGGACGAAUCGCUGCCGCGGGGCCGGCGGCGGCGUGAGCCGUACCGGGCGGAAGUGACUGAUUUGCAGUCAGUCUGCUCCUGUAUGCACUACCACUCGCAUGACUUCGGCAGCUCUGGGGGAGGGAUGGGAGGCCUUGGCUGUGCCUUCUCCCAUCAGAACUCAUUCAGCUCGCAGCUGAAUCCCAAUCAGUACUUUCACUCAGUUUCCUACAAGAUCGAGGAGAUCUCGCCCAGCACCUUGAAAAACAGCUUCUUCCCUUCGCCCAUCAGCUCGGUAUCUCCGGGCCUCCACAGCUUCACAGACAAUCACCAGCUCAUGAGGAGAAGGAAAUCCAUCUAAACCCUAACACAGACAGGACAGAUGAGUUUCCAUGUUUUAUACACAAGGUCAAACAUUUCAAAUGCUGCUCCUUACCAAAUCUUAUUUCAGCACUUUUUUCCCUUUUUGGUUGUAUGUAAUAUAAAAAGUAUUCUUGGGAACAGAUUAAGAACACUGCGCAGAACAGCAAGCGUGGACACAAUGGGAUGCAAAGCAUGAAGCAUGGAUGUCUAUUUUUACAAGAGAUUGCUCCAUUUACACAAACAACAAGACCUUCCUUAUUUCAGAUUUACAGUACAAAAUUGAUAUAUUAACUUUGGUUACAUACCAAAUGAUGCACACUUGGGGAAAUGCUAUUUUUCAAAAGGGAGUAUGCUUGUUUCACCUUAACUUGAAAAAACUUUUACCGUUAUGUACUAUUCCAUUGCCUCACUGCAGACAGAGAUUUUAAAAUGACUUAAAGCAUCAGGUAUUGUUUUUUCUAUAAGCAAUCAUAUAUUUCAAUGGUUUCACCACACAUCAAGCCAAAAUAUUGUUGCCAAUAUUAGCAUGUGCAUUAGAUGUCAUUUAAUGAGUGUGCCAUGGUUUAGUGACAUUCUUUUUUCUGUUUAUAGAACAGCUGUAUGAAGGCCGUCUGUUUGUUUUGGAUUCAAAGGAUCAUGCUGCUGUUAUUGGUAUUUCAACCUCAUCUGGAAGCAGAUCUGGCCAUAAAAGCUUUAGUUUCACCCACAGCCUUUUUAAUAAUCAAAGUUAAAAUUGACCUAAAGGAAAAUUCACCCUCCCCAACAACACAUUUGCCAGUUUUGGUUCUGCACAAUAUUGCACCAACGGAGUUAUACCGAUAUGAUUUACACCAAUCAUAUUGUGAUAGCUCCACUGUAACAGAGGCUGAGAGGCCUGUUUCUUCAUUUACAGUCGCCUUAAUAAACCAGAAUGCAAUGCAGCUAAUGAUGUGUAACUAAGGCGUCAUUCAGCAAUUUAGUAUUCAUAAAGUUAGGACGCACAGAAGAGAUUGAAAAAGAAGGGUCAAGAUUGAGGCAGCAGAGGCUGAGAUAUACUGACUUCUCUUCUCUUGAGUCCCCAGUAUGGCCCAACCUCUAAAAAUGCUGGAUCCGACAAUUCCCAUGAUGCAACUCAGUGGCAUCUUUGAUUAAACCCUCACUGCCUCCUGAAUGCCAACUUUUUGCAAAUCCUACACCUCCAGUUUGUAAUGCGGGUUUUCAUUUAAAAAAUAAGCCGAGAUAACCCUAAUGACAUCACUAUGGCAUCAUCAGGGUUUUUUUAAAAGCUUUUUGGAAAAUGUUAUAUUAACUUUGAAAAGCUCCCUCCAGAGGCUCCGUAGGCUACCUGUUUUCACACACUGAGUAGUACUCCUCAUGACAAGUAAACUGAAGGCCUUGUGUAAAAUUGGUGGAGUGCCCCUUUAAGGUGGCGUUGUGGCUAUGAUCAUAUGAUCACUGACAUAUGAUGGCCAGGUAGCUGCACACAUCCACCUUUUAUUGGGUGCCACAAGUUCGUUAUGGGAAAUUCCGGCCAGCACUAACUAGUUGGAGCUAAUGAGUCGGGUUGAGGGAGGGGAAUUUCCAGGUUCUUGGAAAAUGAUCAAAUAACUCAAAUUAAUGAAGAGAACAUAAUAGUCUGGUGAUGAAGACAGUAUGAGGGCAUCAGAAGGUGGAUUUUUCCUACCAAAGUGCAAUUAAAUCACUCCAGCUGAAUUCACAAGCAGUGUAAAUUUUAAUCAAAGGACAUGCAUGAUCAUGCUCCAAAGUCCUGCAUAGUACAUGAUGCAUGCCCGUAGCAGAUGACCCUGAGUCUGCUGAUGAACCCUGCUCAGAUCUAACCACGCAGUGCUGAGAGCAGAACUGUUUACAGUGAUGGAACAGCAUGCAGAUCUAAACUGACAACUCUAGAGGUUUGGAUGCACUUUGGAGCCAUUAGGGAAACGCAACCUGAUAAACGCAUCAACAUGGAAACGAGCAGAAACGGUGAAUAUGAGUUAAUGUGUGCGGACAGCUGAAGAUCACAGAUAAAAACUUCAUAACAUCAGCAUGAUCCUUUCAGUUUCUGUAAAAUAUCAGGAGAAGAAAAGGGAUAGGAAGGGUUUUUUUUGUUGAAAGAUCUGAUAAGUGCAUGACCUUUGUAUGAUGAAUGGGGAAAUAAUUUCAAAAUAACUUUAGAAGUAUCUUAAUGGCAAAUAGUCUUAAGAAUGAUUCACAACAUACGCUGUUUCUUUUGCCAAAGCUAAACAGUUCUUAAAGGGAUACACUUUAUUUACUUGAUUUCUCAGUUUCCAUUCAAACAAGACUGUACAAUAAUGUUUGUUCUCAGGUUUGAAUGAAUCACCUUUUUUAUUUUAUUUUUUUAUUUUUUGCUCCAACCACAAACACAAUCCCAGAAGUGCGAGUGCAUCGGCCAAACAACACAAUGUAUAUAUCAAAUCCUCAUUUCCAAAUAAUAGGAAUCUUUCAGAGAAAUGCGACUGAGAUGCAUCAUCUCACUGAGGCCUGUGCCAAGUCUGAUGCAGAUAUGUACACCAGGAGUCAAUUUGCAUUAUAAGCAUCAUUUGUUAGAGCCACAGGGCUUGAAAAUAUUUGAGCAAUUCUUGAUAUUUAUGUUGAUUACUGGCCUGUUUUAAAGCCCAAUGCGCCUUUUCUGUCACGGCUGGCCCACUGCUAGCUGUCAAGGACAUUUUCACUAUCACUGAGCUCCUAAAUUAAGCAGGAUUAAAGCUAUAAACAUGAUUUCUAAAUGCUUUUUAAGCUGUAAAUGUAUAUUUAAGUAUGUAUUGUUUGUAAAGACUGGCGCAAAAGGGAGCUUUUUUUAAGUUACACAGGGCUGGGAGCCCCUUAGCAAGUUCUAUUCUUCAAAUCAAUCAAUAUUUCUGGAAACCAACCAUUCUUACACCAAAUUUCUGGACCUUGACUUUCAGGAAACAUUCAGUAUUCUUUGCAGCCUAGUUAAUUAAUUUCCUGGGUAGCUGAGCAUGCCUCACAAGGUUGCCACUCUGUUUGGGUAAAUGGUGAAAUACCAUGGAUCCUAUUCAGUUGUGACAAACAUAACCAGGCGUGGAGUCCGAGAUAAGCCCAAAGCAUUGUUUCAUUAUUGGAACUAUACCGGCUUAUCUAAAUAUCCUGUACAAUAUGUUUAUAACAACCUUUGGAAUAAAAAGGCCUUUUCAUGGCUGAGAUGCAUAUGUAUUUUUACACAUUAGCAUAUGUGCCUUGAAGAAACAGCAGUCAGUGUUUCUGUUGAAGUAGGCACAUUUAAGUACAGUGGCUGCAGAUCUGUUUGUGCUUUAGCAAACCUACUGGAAGGUUAUGGAGGUCUGACUUUGGGGCUAGUAAUAGCGCAGGUGUGGUUAAUGUACAGACAGAUCUAAGUCCUGACAAACAACUUCAUAGGAAGAGAUGAAAAUCGACAUCUGAUCUUAUAUCCUUCUGUAACCACGUACACACCAAGCGCCAAAGCAGAUCGAAUCACUCCCUUACUUUCAAGAGACAUAAUCAUCCUACAAUAGCCUAAAAGAUCAUUCCAGUGUAUAGCAACUUGGGUCGUCCUCUAGUUUUGGUCAUCACUUCUAUCAAUGAUAAUAACAUUGUAAUCAUGGAGGUAACUGUUGAGAUUUGGGAAUGCUGCAACGUCGCUAAAAGGAAGUCAGAUGGGGCCAGAAACACAAGCAGGUAGAUGAUUUGACAGAUUUAAAGGUAAUGCCAAAUCCCAGACCAAAUCCACAGUGAACUGAUUCUAACAAGUAUUGCCUGUUUACCCAAAGCCUCAUAUACUGUAUCUUAUUCCUCUGUGCCACAGAACUCCAUUAUUGUCCAAAACUAUUAAAAACACAUGAAUAUGCUUGGGCCUUGUAGUUUAUUUUGAGUUGAUUCCACAUACAGGUGCUUUACAAAUUCAAUUCAGCACCACUUCUAUUUAUCUGUCUGAAAGUAGUCACUAACCCCGUCUAUCUGACUAACAUUUGCUACCUACCUGUUUUUAAAGCUGCAUUAAUUGCUUCUGUUUGCCACUUGGGGGCAGCAGAACAAGCUGUAAACAAUAAUGAUGUUAUAUUUUAUUUGGAGUCAUGUAUCUGCAGACCUGAUGAAUGUAAGCCCAAUAUUCACUGUCCUUUUAAUUCUCUUUUGUUCUCUAUCAACUCAAGAAAAAUAUCUUGCUCCUUAGCUUGCUAGCUGCUUCGCUGUGUUCAUCAGCGAGUUGCUAACUUUGCCUGCUGUUUGGUACUGGACAGUGGGGAGCAUAUAAUGAGGUUAUCUGAGCUUUUUUCACAAAAACAAAACAAAACAAAACAAAACAAAAACAA